Haliotis rubra (blacklip abalone) is the source of this 2403-nucleotide messenger RNA. Its product is annotated as oocyte zinc finger protein XlCOF6-like. NCBI's taxonomy places the organism in Eukaryota, Metazoa, Mollusca, Gastropoda, Lepetellida, Haliotidae. Gene Ontology annotation, cellular component: nucleus. Gene Ontology annotation, biological process: regulation of transcription by RNA polymerase II. The coding region runs from base 101 to 2344 and encodes 747 amino acids. The transcript has 2 exons. The record is from RefSeq and is a predicted model, not a curated record. Gene Ontology annotation, molecular function: DNA-binding transcription factor activity, RNA polymerase II-specific; RNA polymerase II transcription regulatory region sequence-specific DNA binding.
CUCCCCUUGGUAAAAUGGCUGUCAAAUAAACCUUGUACAGAAGACAAGUUGAUACAUGUGCAGUCUUCCGGAAGCAGUUGGUUGUUGAAUACUUUGCAAAAUGAAGAAGAGAAAACAUGCAAUGAUGACAAAGACUCACACUGCAAGAAAGCGGAAACUGAAUGUUUCGCCACAGACCACACCCCAAGAGAUGACAUCUUUGCUCUUGUGCACAUUUAUAAAGAUGGUGGUCUUGAACAAUGAACUGGAGGUUUCACUAAAUGUACAGUCUGGUAGUAACAGUGAGGUCCUUAGGCAACUUCAAGAUGGCAUCACCAAGUCUGAAAAUGUGUCAACUGAAAUACAUUCUUCGGAAACUUCAUGUGCAUGUGUUGAAUGUGGAACCAGUAAUAUUGUAAAAUGUAAGGUGCUGGCUUUCAGAAUUAGAGUGGAUGAAGAAGUCUACAAAUGUUCUAAGUGUAAGGAUGUGACAGCAAAUCAAUCCCAGCCUUGUGAUGGUGAAUCUGAACACUGUACAAGUAACACCAGUACCGAAGACAAGAACAAUGAAGACAUUCCAAUCAUAGAAGAAGUGGAUCCACAGAGGAGUGUCAGACAAUUAAAAUCCAGUGUCCCUGCAGAGACUGAGGCAGCUGUCAGAGUUUCAGAAUCUGACAAUAUGAACAAAGAAGCCAACGCCAGUAGAAAGUUGCGGAGGCGGACACGGAAACAAGAUGCUCAGUUUGUUGGUGAUGUCAGUGAAGAAGAAAGUGACAUGAAGGAAGGCCAUGGGGAUGACAGUGACAAUGAUGCUUCAUUUCAUAUCAAGAAACAUGGCUUGGAUGAAGAAGAAACAAAGCAGCCUGGGAAAAGAAAAAGGAAACCAGAUGUGAAACUAAAUCAUAAAUCGCCUCACAUGUGCAAUAUAUGUGGAAAACAGUUGUUAAAUAUGAAAACUUUAAAAAGCCAUAUGACCACACAUUCGACAGGAGAUGGUCACACAUGCAAGAUCUGUAACCGGAAGUUUUCACACAUACGAUAUCUCAAGAAGCACGAGAAGACACACACUAAAGACAAGCCAUACUCCUGUGAGAUAUGUGGGCAGAGAUUCAAGCUGAAGGAGUCUGUACCCAAGCACAUGGUGCUGCAUGGAGGUGUGAAACCACACAAAUGUGAUUUGUGUCACAAGGAAUUCCACCUGCAAGAGCAGAUGAAAAAACAUCGACAAAUACACACAGAUGAACGCAAGUUUAUCUGUGAACUGUGUGGGAAACGUUUCAGGACACAGGGAAGCAUGAAAUCUCACAAAGACACUCAUGAGGGUCCCCAGAAGCACAGCUGCGACCAGUGCGGGAAGAGUUACCGCAGUGCAUGGUAUCUCAAGAUCCACAGGAAGACCCACACGGGGGAGAACCUGAUCCAGUGUCACACUUGUGGGGACUGGUUCAUUGAUCCCUGCUACUUCAAGCUGCAUCAGAAGAAGUUCUGUAAGGGCAAGCCACUAUCCUGUAGCCUAUGUGAGUUGGAGUUCCCUCACAACCAGGCCCUACAGAGUCACAUGGGACUCCACACAGGGGAGAGGCCCUUUGGCUGUAAGAUCUGUGGCAAAGCUUUUGCCAAGGCACCACUACUAGCAGAGCACACCAAGAGACACACACUGGAGAACUGCCACACUUGUCAGUAUUGUAAGAAAGGCUUCAUCAAUAAUAAGGAGUUGAAGAGACAUGAGAAAUGUCAUGUAAAUAAAAAGAAGAAAGCCAGUCUUCCAGAGAGACUUAAACCAGGGCGAAUAGAUCAUGAACCCCAGGUUGUGCAAGUCCUUGAUCAGGUGCAGCACCUGGACCAGGUAGCAGUGGAGGUGGAGACUACUGAUCAGUUGGCGGUCUGUCAGUUCCCCCCUAACACAGCCCACCUGCAGGUUGUGUCUACUCCCUCAGACAUAGCAGUACCUGGUCCUGGGGAGACCUGCAAUAGGUACAAUCACAACUCCAUUGUGGACCAUGGCAGUGCAUCUACCUACACCAUCACCUCAGUAACACCUGACAUUGACACCUCCGGUGCCAGUACUCAGGUCCUGGAUUCUCGUGGUGGCCAUAUUACAAUCCAUGACUCUAUACCCAUCAGCCAUGUGUACACAAGUCCCCCACCUGCAACUGUCCACUUCACAUCACCCCCGUCCUUCAGCAUGCCCCGCCCACCCCCACCAGCAGCCAGUAUCGUCUCUACACCAGAAGGCGAGCAGCUACAGCAACUGCAUCCCAUCGCCACAACAGCUGACGUCAACAUGGCCUACGAGAAUGAGGCUUCUGUGCAACAUCUUCUUCAGGCAGCUGCUAUCAUCAAGAACUAUCCCUCACACUACUGAUAGGGUGCAGUGUUGAGCAUGCAGUGUCAGGUUUAACAAGAACUAUCCCUCACACUACU